Molecule: messenger RNA, 1113 nt
Organism: Plutella xylostella (diamondback moth)
Lineage: Eukaryota; Metazoa; Arthropoda; Insecta; Lepidoptera; Plutellidae
Product: NADH-cytochrome b5 reductase-like
Molecular function (GO): oxidoreductase activity
Source: RefSeq, a predicted model, not a curated record
GUCAAAGUCAAUUUCACGUCAAUUUAAUUUGUGUUGUUUUUCAUUGAAUAAAUUGUUAGUUAUUUUUAAUUUAGGUACGAUUCCAAGCAAAUAAAUGGCUUUAUCAGGCUACAUUUAUUGUACUGAUUUAUCUUCACACGCUCAAUAAAAGCUAAAUGACAUGAAACCGCCAGUGGAACCCAAGGCAGAAGAUUGCUGUAACAGUGGCUGCAACCCGUGCAUAUUUGAUGUAUAUGAAAAACAACUUCAACUUUAUCAUAAAUCCUUAAGAGGUGAAGGCGAAAAGUUGCUAGAGGGAGAGAAUGGAAUUUCACAACUAAAUUACACUACUUUUGUUGUUACAGAAAAAAUAAUUAUAUGUGAUUCACAUGUCUUAAUCAAAUUUAAGAAUUUAGAAAGUCAUAAAAAAGUUACUUGGUCAGCUGGCGAUCAUUUCCUUAUUAAAUAUUAUGGUGAAACAAAAUCCUGCACUAAAGCAUACACACCCAUACAUUUUGACAAAGAUAAAGAUAGUGAUUUUAUUAUAUUGUUAAAAAGAUAUAGUAAUGGUCUUGUCUCCAACUUCCUAUAUGCUUUGGAAAUUGGAACCCCUACCCUAUGGAGAGGUCCUUAUGGUUCCUUUAAAUUAUUUCCUAAUAAAUAUAAAAGAAUGUUUAUGAUUGCACAAGGCACUGGAAUAGCUACAUUUAUAAAAAUCAUUGAAGAUGUUCUGAAAGAUGAGGACAAUUUAACAAAAAUCAUAUUAUUGUUUUGUUGUAAAAAUAUAAGUUGUAUUUUAUUAAGAGAAUAUUUGUAUUCUUGUAAUUCAUAUUGGAAUUUUGACUAUCAAAUCUUUCUUAGUACUUAUUCUGAUAGCGCAUGCUAUAAAUAUAAAGAACCAAUAGUUAAUCACAAAUUGAGUGCAGCAGAUUUUGAAACCUUUGUACCAUUUACUUCAUCAGAUCAAUUUCUUGCAUGUGGAUCUGCUGAAUUUAUGAAUCAUUUUAAAGAUUUACUUAGUGAUAAAAAUAUUCCAUCUGAAAAUAUAUGUUUAUUUUAGAUUAGACCAAAAAAAAUAAUUUAAUUGAAUUAUAAUAAUAUAUCAUAUUAAAUGUUAUGAAGUUAUUACAUUGA